Molecule: messenger RNA, 6169 nt
Organism: Amoebophrya sp. A25
Lineage: Eukaryota; Dinophyceae; Syndiniales; Amoebophryaceae
Source: the annotation of a GenBank genome assembly
CUGUCGCGCAGUCGGUAUGAAGCGAUCGAUGAAAACGCCGCUGUUGCAAUUGUCAAUUCAUCGACUUGCUCUGUGACGUUUCAUUCUUUGCUAGAAGGAGGAGUGGAAAAGAUGACGUAGUGAAGAGCUUAGUUUUAGUUAUAGAUGAGAGUCUUGGCCGCUGAUCUGCAUGAAGUUACGGCGCUACUUCAUCACAAUUCUGUCUCGUCGGUAGCGGUGCAUAACUAUUGAGUGUUGGUGUAGUGCUCGUCCGCCUCCUUUGUGUUGACGAGAUUAGUGUGCUUGUGUUGACGAGAUUAAUGUUCUUGUCCUCUUUCCCAAAGUCAAAAUGUGCUGGGAUAGGAGGUAAAUUUAACGUAUAGAAAUGCCUUCAGUGUCGUUGUAUACUCUUGUUGUUUCAAACGUAAAAACGAGAAGAAGGUAAUUAUCCCUUGUUUAUGUUGAUGUCGUCGAAGACGGUGGAGUUGAUGCUGAGCUAACACAAAAAAGGUCCAUGUCCUAAAGUCGGGGCACCUCCGGUAGAGUCGACGUCUUACCUACCGUUUGGGUGGUGCAAUUUGGCUGCAGCUGUCCCUGGCGAGGGCAACAGAACGAUUUGACGGCAGCCGCUAAAUGAACUGGACAUAUUACGGCCUUUGCAACUACGACCUUUGCGAUCUUAAUUUCGUCUCUGAUCCAGACUGCGUUGUGUGGACAAGAGACCAGUGCACAGGCGAAAUAAGAGAAAACUUUUCUCGACCGUCACGAUAAGAAAAAGACGUUACAAGUGACAACAGAGAAGCGGAGUAUUGCUUCAACGACAAGACCUAGCUGCACGCGACGACGGUGAUCACUUCUAUUUGUGCGUCGACAGAGGACUACUUUAAAGUGAAGAACACGAAGUACUUGCAGCACGACUUCGCGCUACAUCCAUCUGCGACAACUUCGCCUCCCUGAAUCCACUACUUGCCGAUCAAGUACAGUAGAGUUGUUCUACCUCAAAAAUCUCGCACUCCUCACCGAAAUCACUGCAAGAUGAACAAGUACGAAGUCGUUGGCGUCGUGGGUGAGGGCGCCUACGGUGUCGUCCUCAAAUGCCAGAAUAAGGAGACUGGAGAGCUGGUGGCGAUCAAGAAGUUCAAGGAAAGUGAGGAUGAUGACAUUGUGCGGAAAACAACACUACGAGAAGUCAAGAUGUUGCGCAUGUUGAGGCAGGACAAUAUUGUACAACUGAAGGAAGCGUUUCGGCGAAAAGGAAAACUCUAUCUAGUCUUCGAAUUCGUGGAUAAAAACCUACUAGAAGUGCUGGAAAUGUUUCCAAACGGCAUAGAUCCGGAAACGAUAACCUUGAUCGUCUGGCAAUUAGUGAAAGCGAUAGAAUACUGCCACGCGCACGACGUGAUACACAGGUAUGGAAUUUGAUCUUUUUUUGAUGCUUGCUUCGUAAUUAUUCUUUCGUUACCUCUCCUUGUCAACGAACCUCCUUUCCGUUGUCAACCUCCUUGUCAACCUCCUUGUCAAGAUCCCCAACAAACCUCAGGGACAUCAAACCAGAGAAUUUGCUGAUGAAUAUGGACGAUCGAACAUUGAAACUUUGCGAUUUUGGAUUCGCGCGAACCAUGAGCAAGAAUGCGUCGGAGCUGACGGAUUACGUGGCGACGAGGUAACUUUGGGCUUCUUCGUCUUUGGGCUGUCUAUUAAGUAUAUGAUAAUAUACUCAUACAUCAAGGGGAACAACGCUCUAUACUAUUCAUUCGUCAUUAGUAGUCAAUACUAAUACAUCAAGGGGAACAACGCUCUAUACUAUGAUAAGCUGUCUAUUAAGUAUAUGAUAAUUGUAGUCGCUGUGUUGUGAAGAGGAUUUUUAUUCAGACAGCAGUGUUUCUUUUGGUACGUGUGAUAAAUCACGACCCUUUUCCCAAUGAAGAGCUGAACCCCCUCUCUGUAGAUGGUACCGCGCUCCCGAGCUUCUGCUUGGUAGCACCCGAUACGGCAAGCCCGUGGAUAUGUGGGCCAUUGGUUGCAUCAUGGGUGAAAUCCUCGAUGGGCAACCUUUGUUCCCUGGCGAGACCGAGAUUGACCAGUUGUUCAUUAUUCAGAAGAUGCUUGGCGCCAUUACCUCUGACCAGAUGGACAUGUUCAUGAGAAAUCCGCGCUUCAUGGGCCUCAAAUUUCCGGACAUGAGCAAACCAGAGACAUUGGAGAAACGAUAUGUGGGCAAGAUACCCAAGCGAUCAUGGAUGAACUUCAUGAAGAGCGUGUUAAAAAUGGAACCUAGGGAGCGAUUAGACGGAUCACAAGCAGUGGCACAUCCGAUGUUCGACGAAUUGAGACCAAAGAGCUCGAAGAUGAGUCACUUCGCGGCAGAAAGCAAUUCAAACUUAUGAGAUGAUGAAAUGAUAGUACAUCGAGGGGAACAACUUAUAAUUAAAUAAUUAUGAAAUGAUAGUACUAAAAGUGACUAAGUGGAGGUGCUUGUUUACAAUGACUGUUGGGUUGUUUGGAUAAAGAGGCCUGUUAUCCGGAUUCGCUAGGCCUAGGACAUCAACCAGAACUCAUUUCGCUAGAAGCGCAUUGUUCCCUUUUUUUGUUCAAUUUACAAGUUUCUUUCGUUCUCUAACGAAAGCCAACCACGGGUCGAACGCGGCCAAAGCGCCAGGCGGCCAAGCUCUAGACUCACCAGAAAGGACUGUACGGCCACAGAAAGCAUCGAAGAAAGCGUCAAAUGUUCCAAGUUUCGCAUCAGCUACACACGGCAGUGGAGGUCACGGCUUUGUCGCGGACCAAGGUACUUAAUUGGUUUUCGUUGUGAUGAACCUUUUCGGCAUCUCCGUAGUUUCAAUCAGUGUCGGCGCAAGUACAUUAGAACUUGUUCUUUUCCCCAAGACCACAGCUAGCAUUGGUGUUUUCCCCAAACCACAGGUCCAGGCUUAAACCACGCGAAUCCACUAGGCAGUAAUGCCACCUUCCGACACGUGGCAAAUCCUAUGCCAAAUCCGCAUGAAGGUUUAGGACCCAAUAUGACUGGCAUGAGUGCGACAAGCAGCGGCUUCUAUCCUGGAGGAGGCGGGAAUGUAAUUUUUCUGAUUCAUUUUCUCCUACCUCUGGGUUUGAUUUUGAUGAGGUUGUAGCUUCAUUUUUGUUGUAUAUUUGAGAUUUGUAGGUCGGAUUUUCUUAGACCCUAUUCGGAAUCUUUACAUAUUCUACAGUGACAUAGGUUUCUAACCCCAAAUACAAGACCUACCUAAUUGUGAAUCAGGCACACCACGCUCCACAUCCCUCGACAUCUUCCGGACACCACAAGCCGUCUUACGCGAAAGGCAACGAGUAUCGAGAAAGCGGCACACCAUAUUCGGAGUAUUCAAGAAGCAACCCUGGCACAAGUCACGGAACGGCAGGUCAUGGACAUGCAGGUAAAACAACAUGAAAUUAGUAUAGAUUUACAACUUCUACAACAUUUUUUUUUAGUGGUUGUAGUAGUUCAUGUGCUUCUACAACUCGACGAAGCGAACCAACCUUCUCUACUCCAAUACCACAUCAUGCCGACUACCGCAAUAUCACAUCAUACAGGCUUCUACCCUGAUCAUACGUACCAGUAUAGUCAACCGAACGAGGACUUCGACGGUGGAACUGGUGGAGGCCCUAUGUUUUAUGGCGGCGGGCACGAUGGAGGCGGCGCCGCACCACCACAGUACAGCUACGGCGCGAGCACAGCAAGCGAUAACAACACCGGAAGAGGACCAGGGUAUUGUUGUUUAUGUUGAUGGGAUAAGCCGGAGUAGGUAGAAAUGGGUAAAAAUUUCUAACGCUGGAAUAGUACGACAGUGCUUAGUAAUACUUUCAUUCAAGGUGGAUACGACGUAAAUCGAAUACCGUACGAAGAAAAAAAUCAUGACCUUCAACUCUCCUUCUAGGAACUUCGGUGCCCAUUCGGCUUCUGAGACCAGGAAAGUGCGGAAACCAAAGGGGACGUCGCGGCGCGGCGCCGCGCAUGACGAAGACUUGAAUGACGGACAUCAAGUCAUCAGGAAAAAGAAAGUCACGGCGAGGAAGCGGAUCGAACUCGAGGAAACAAGAGUCUUGCCGCAUAUAGAACACACUAGGGGAGGACAUGGUACUGAAUUGGAUAUUUUUUGCUUUAUAAUUCCUGCUCUACUAACUUGUUGGUCCUCCAGAGAUAAUUAUCUACUAAUCUGUUUAUAAUGAACAAAUAUCCUGUCUUUGGUCUUCCUACUCGGUUCAUCAACACUAAUAAGACGGUUUUCAUCUUUAUCUUCUGCAAGGAAGUGCUUCAAGGAAUCAACAUUGUUUGCCGACUCUUCCACUACCACAAAAAUCCAUUCUCCUCACAGGUGCUCGCAUGCCCAGUGUCGGUCACCAGGAUGAGGGAUGGGACGACAACCACUGGCCCAACGCGCAUUACAGCUUGCCUCCUAGUAGAGACCUAGUGGCUUUGAGUAGCCGCGACGGGACAAGUCGAGAUGGACGUAUAACUUUGUUGUGAUAUGACUCUUCCAUUUUUUUCCCAUUUUCGAAAAGUAAAGGAAACGCCUUUGAAGGCGAUCAACACAAAGAAACACUCCGUCCUGCUUUGGGCGCUCUGCCCGCCUGUCUCUCUACACUUCGCGUGCAAGAGGCGGAAAGGCACCCUAUCCUAUCCUAUCCUUUUUUUGUUACAUUGACCAGGAAUUAGUAAUUCAAACGUGAAAAAGGGUUUCCCACUCCGCAUCCUCCACAACAGUCGCUGUAGGCAGCCACUACUAUCGCGGUGGAACCGGCGAGCGUAGACCUAUGUCGCGAGAGACGAGUGGGCUAAAUCAUCGACGCCCGAGUCGAGACGAAGACCGAUGGGCCACUAGUGACCACUUCUUCGCGCCACCCAUAUAAACAGCUGGAUCAGGGCGACGCGUCUGAGCUUACAGCGUUUUGCAAUUAUUACGAUGCUGGUCUGCUAGUAAUUUCUGUCUAAUAUUACAAGUACUAUGGGUGUGAGUUUCUGCUAACGACAACGCAGUACUACCAAGAAAACCUCCAACUCAAACCUAUUAUUAGGUAAAAAAUGCUAUUCAGGAAUGUUGUUAAAUGUGUCUUCUAUCUUCAUGUCUAAUUGUUAUCAUUGCUAUCGCAGUCUCUCUCCACUCAGGGGAAUCUCAUCGUUGUCUCUCUCUCUCUCUCCAUUUAGGGGACGAUGAAGAACUCACUAGUAUUAUUUGAUUGCUGAUCUACUACAACUUUCUCGAUGAACAGUUUCGCUAUCACCAACACAGAGAACAAUAUUUGAGUAUCUUACAGUGGUGACGAAUCACUAUAGUUUGCUCGAUAAAUAGUCCACUCACACUUUUAUAAUUCACAACUCUGUCGAAAGUUUUUAGGGAUAACCUCCGAUAAUCUUCUCCUGCUCCCUUGUUUUAUUCAGUACCCCUAUAAUGAUUAGCUGCUUUCCGCCUGCUCUCUUGUUUUGUUCCAUCUCCCCUUGUUAUUCACUGCUGAGCACCCAUGUAUGUUCCUUCCACCUAAGAAAUUUAUGAUUAUGUUAUAUAUCAUUAUCAGCCAUAGCUGCUCUUUGUAUAGUCUUGUGCUGUAGUUAGUAGUGGUCUAGAGAAGCAUUUUUAUCAGAGCUAGAGGGACCGACUGGCGUCAAAGCAGUUGUGUUUCUCUCCUUUGAUCUUGUCCCUGUUUCUGCUUCUAAGUCCUCUUGUUGUACCUACAAAAAUGGGUGUUUCGAAGACCAUUCUUCUUGCACAGAAAAUUUAUAGAACUAACUGUUAGUACAACAGUGUUGUUACAACAGCGUUGAUGUGAUUGGACAGUGGGUUUCUCUAGUGUGUUGUUUCGCUCGGAAACAAGUCAGUGAAGGACGCGCGCUGGCCCUUUGGCCGAAGACUUUGAAAUUGAAAAAGAUAGAAGUAAUUGUUUCGCUCUACAACAAACAUGUUCAUCUUUUGAUGAAUAAAUAAAGUUCGUGCUGAACUUCGCGAGGACCCCAGAAAUAUUAUAGCUUCCUUUCGACUAAACGUAUAAACAAAAUAUUUUAGAUGAGCUCCUUCUGUACCCCAGUGAGUUGCUGUGUACCAUAAGCAAUGACUCAGUAUGUGGAUGCGCGACCCAUCUUCCCCAAAACAAGAGAGAAAAGACAGAGUUUCCCCUUACAAUGCUGCAGUGUGAAAAAUGACAGCUCCACCUUCGAAAG